GCCACCGCCAUCGCCAAGAAUCCCAUUUACUAAACCGGUAAACCCUAACUAAAGACGAGAAUCUAUCUACUACGCGAUUGCCGCCAACUUCUCGUAUUUACGAAACUCGACGAUGCUUAACCAAGCAAAGACAUCUUCCAAAACCGUAGUUUCAAGACACCGGAGAGAAGAACUACGCUCUCAUUCUCUCUUUCAUCAUUGACGAGUUGUAUCAAGGAUUUGCAUAAAAAGGCAACUGUAACUCUUUGUUGAGUAUAGUAUCCUCUCUAGCAACUGGAUUGUGAGUGAAUCUUGUGGUAGAAUUAAAAGGGAAGGAAGAAGAAAGAGGUAAUUAGAAUAGGAACUGAAAGGACAUUUAGAAUGCGCAUCACAAGAUUUCUGGACGGGAUGGUUGUGGAUCCACGAGUUGUUCAUUGAAAGCCAAGGAGACAAAUUACUCCAUAGAAGCGAAAUUGUUUUUUUUUUUUUUGAAUUUUUUUGUCACGCUGAACUGAACUUGGUGAUUAAAUUUAUAUCAUCCCUCGCUUGCAUUUCGUCAUCAGAGAAGGCGAUCGAAGUGAGUUUCUUCCAUUGAAAAUCUAGCUCCUGUUAAGUCUAAUAUCGAGUAAUUUGUUCGCAUGGGUAAAACCCUACUCUGCUGCAAGUUUGUUUCCUUGGGUUUUAUUUGUUCCACUCAAUGGAGCUGUGUUCGGGAGUUUUUGCCUUAAGAAAUUACAGUUCUACAGGUGGUUUGGCUUUUGAAGGAUGCUCUUAUUAUAAUAUGAUAAACGUUGUUUAGGAUCUUAAUCAUCAUAAACUACGGCGAACGAUUGGCUCCCUCUAAAAUUAUUGUAUUUCAUUCGUUAGUCGAUAUUUUUUUCGAUCCAAUUUAUUUUGCUGGUAUUACUUCAGCACAGAAGAUAUGGCACGUUCUAAGCCGUCCUCGUCUAAGAAGCAACCGAAGAGAGGCGUGGACUUCAAAAAAAUAAAACGGAAGAUUGGUCGGAAACUACCACCGCCCAAGAAUGCUACCAAUACUGAAAUCAAAUCUAAAGCAAUUAUUCUUCCCGAACAAAGUGUGGCAUCGGAGAGGGCAGGUUUAGCUGUGAGUAAAAAAGGGUUGACGUUAAAGGAAUUACUUCAGCAAACAUCCCAUCAUAAUGCCAAAGUUCGCAGAGAUGCGUUGACUGGUAUUAGGGAUUUGGUGCUUAAAUACCCAGCAGAGCUGACAUUACACAAACUUGCCAUAAUAGAGAAGCUGCGUGAACGCAUUAGUGAUGAGGACAAAGUUGUCCGCGAGACACUCUAUCAGCUCCUGAAAUUAGUGAUUUUCCCUGCAUUGAAAAAGGAUGUUCCAGGAUCCUUAAUCUCAUUGAUGAUGGCCUAUAUAUUUAAUGGAAUGACACAUUUAGCAACUGAUAUACGGUUGAUGGCUUUCAAAUUUUUUGAUCUUGUUGUCCAGCAUUAUCCAUCUUCAUUUUUCAUGUAUGCUGAAAAGGUUCUCCAGAAUUAUGAGGAUAUUUUACGUAAGAACCAUAUCUAUUUACAGGACAGGAGCAAGCUCAAGAAUGCUCUUGUUGGGUUGGUUCGUUGCUUAUCACUGUUACCAUGUAAUAGGAGAACUGUGGAUCCAUCAUAUGGAAAAAAUACUGAAACUCAAGGGUCAUUGCAUGCAUAUGAGCUUGAGGUGCCUAAAGAGCAUACUGAUUUCUCUUCCAUCAUUAAGAGACUAGAAGAUAUUUUGCCUAUCUUGGUCAACUGUUUCCAAGAUUUCAUUCCAUUAGUUCACCCAAUGUCAUCUCUUGAUGCACAGUCAUUUGAUUGCAUGCUAUACUUACUUCGGAGCAUAGAUCUUUCAGUCAAGUUUUUUCUUUAUGGGAUUGAUAAGCAUCAAACAGAUUUUGGAGUAACAAAGCCUACAUAUAAUGAGAAGGAUAUGCCGGUGUGGGGAGAGAUUGCAACACCAGUGUUUUUGAGGAAAUUUUUGGAAGUGUUUCCCCUUAACCAACUUCAUAACACUUCAGGAAAAGAUGAAGACAAAUUCUUUAUCUUGAACAUUGAGAUUACAGAAAUCUUUCUGCACUCUAAUGAAUGGAUCUUUACUUCUGCCAUUUUAAUGGAAAGGUUCCUGGAAUUUAUAGAAAAUCUGCUGUCUGGGAAGAUUCGCUUUAAUUCAAGGUCUGGUAAAGCACUGCAAGAAAAACAUUUAACUUCACUACUUCCAUUUAUUCCAAGGCUUGUAUCACUAGUGGCAAACACUUGGAAGUCGCGCCUUCUACAGGCAUUUACUAUGGCAUUCAAGGAUUGUAAACCAGAGUCUACAUUGAAUUUGGCUUUCCUUUCUGCAAUAGAAGAAAUGCUACUUCCUUCAAAGAGGCAGGGCAUACUGUUAUUAGAUGCAAGUGAACCAGAGAUAUUAGACCAUCAGAUUACUUGGAUACGCGAGCUUCCAGUUUUGCUGGUUCGUCUGGGUGAUACACUGUCUUCAUUGUCUAAGGUUAUAUUGCAUCUUCUACUUCGCCUUGGACAAUAUGCUCCUAUGAACUCCUCCCUUGCUUGGGAAUAUGAUAUCAUGCAACAUACAUUAGGAGAAUUCUAUAGUAUGUGUCUAGAUGAUGGAAGCAUAUUAUAUGGUCCUUUCAUGAAGCUCCCCAAAGACUGUCAGGAACUUUCUGUUUGUUGUCUAUAUUACUUCUCCAGUUUGGAUUCACUUUUGCUUAGAUCAUUAGUAUAUUGUUGUUUGUGUGAUAAUUUGGAACCAUCUGUAUUGUUUCGAAUUAUAGAUGUUCUCCACUCAGCUUAUAAAAUUGGACAUCUCCAGCUCGUGGAUUUAAUCAGUUUCUUUGUCACCUUAGUUGCACGUUGGAAGGUUUUGCCUGGAAGGCUUUAUACUCAUGUGGAGAAUGCUAAAAAGAUAUCAAACCGCGAAACUUUUAAGGCCAUAACUGGUGCAGUCUGCUCUUGUCUCCGUCAGAUGGGUGAUGAUGCUCUAAUAUUUCAAAUAGUGCAGAGAGUUAUACUUGAUGAAAUACCCCUCAAUCCACCUAUUGACAACCUGUGUGGAAUGCUAAGGUUGCUUGUUAUACUGGACUCCAGACCAACGAAACUUUCAGAGCAAAGUAUAAUCAUUCUAAGCAAUUCCAUUUCAGAAUACUUGAUUGAUGCUGCUUCUUACAUUCCAGAAAAUGGUGAUGAAGUUACAGACUCCAAUCAGAUUAGCAUAUGCCAGUAUUAUCUCGUGCCAUGCUUUUUUCUGUUUGAUAGAAGUGAUAAGCUCUUAAAUCUUGUUUUGGAUUUGAUGGGAUCAUCAAUUGGUGAAGAUAAUUCAUCACUUGCUUGUAAUCAUGAUACCCAACAUACACUUGAUCUAUCAAGUAGGAUUGUUGCAGUUGUGUCCAUCCUCUUGUACAUGCACCAGGAUAUAAAAAUCCGACGAAGACUCUCUUCAUGUAAGGGAGAGAUUACACGGAUUUUGCAGAAAAUGCGCUUACAGUUAAUGCAGUCUUCAAAUGAAAUGGGCAAUACACUUGAAGAAAGACACAAAAUACAGUUUUCAUUUGAUCGUCUGAAGAUUGCAGCAGGUCAAUUAAAUUGUUGGGAUGCUGAUGAACUCAAAAUAAUUUCUUUAUUUGAAUAACUUGCACAUGUUAUUUUCCAUUUUGCAGCUAAUUGAUCCUUGCUGGGAACAGUAGAAGCCAUGUCUAAUAAGCUUGCUUGAAACUCACCAAGGGCGUAAAGCAGUAUCAAGUUUUGGUAUUCGGUGGAUCUGGCACAGGACCAUGUUGAAAUUCUAUUGAUUCAUCGAUAACGAGAACUUUUAUUUGUUGUAAAAAAGAGGGGUACAGGUGGACACUCGGAAAACCAUGAAUAGCUCUGAACCACCCGAAGAGGAAAAAAACAAGUAAACAACACCUGCAUAUGCAAAGAGGCCCUGUACACAAGCUAUGGAUUCUAGGGGCACCGCUGACGCACAUCUAGGAGACCAGUGGACUGAUUAGCAAAGUCUGCAAUUUUGAGCUGAAAGUAGCAGAUUGAGAGACUGUUUUCCACAUCUGCUAUUUGAGAUAGGGACCUCGAAAAUGAUAUUUUCAUAUUGGUUGCCUUGAGGUGGUGAUUGUAAUGUAAAUAUAAUAUAUUUUUUUGUUAUUUUAUGUUAUAGAAAAUGUAGUUUGGGGCUUGCUGAUAAUUGGGGGAAACUGGAAAGUUCCCCCUUUCAUUACAAGAACCAAAGUUUUCGAAUUUUCCUUA
Nelumbo nucifera (sacred lotus) is the source of this 4227-nucleotide messenger RNA. RefSeq names its product ARM repeat superfamily protein. The record is from RefSeq and is a predicted model, not a curated record. Lineage: Eukaryota; Viridiplantae; Streptophyta; Magnoliopsida; Proteales; Nelumbonaceae. Gene Ontology annotation, cellular component: nucleus.